Molecule: messenger RNA, 2733 nt
Organism: Cryptomeria japonica (Japanese cedar)
Lineage: Eukaryota; Viridiplantae; Streptophyta; Pinopsida; Cupressales; Cupressaceae
Product: putative disease resistance protein At1g50180
Exons: 1
Coding region: 1-2733 (910 amino acids)
Biological process (GO): defense response to other organism
Molecular function (GO): ADP binding
Source: RefSeq, a predicted model, not a curated record
AUGGCGUCUAUACUUGCAGAGGCUGCCGUUAAAAAGCUUUGCGAAAUGGCCGUUCAACCAGUGCUUAAUGAGGUAAGCAUAGUGUGGAACUUCACGGAAGACUUUGAGUGGUUGAAGAAUCAAAUAGAGCAAACUAAUUAUUUUCUAAAUGAAGCUGAUGAGAAGAGCACUAGACAAAAAGAGUCUGUGAAAACAUGGCUUCACAGAGUUCGGGACGUUGCCUGGGAGGCAGAGGACAUACUUCAGAUAUGUGCUGUGGAUUCUAUGUAUGCUACUCAUACUCAGUUAUGCCGUCACCUGAUUCCUUGCUAUUUAUGGAAUCAAUUGAUUACUCGCUAUCAAAUGGGCAAAAGAAUUCAGAAGGUCAAAGCCCGAAUGAACUCUGUUAUUGCAGAUGGAAACCAGCUGAAUAUACGUCAUACUGUGGUGUCUCACAUAGAAGCAGCAGAAUCAUCAAGUAGCUCCCAGAGACAACAGUUUAAGAGAUUAAGUCUCCUGCCCAGCGAUUCAAAACCAGUGGGGAUACAGUCCAAGAUUGACAGCAUGGCUAAUUUGCUAGAAAACCCCCAAUUUCCAAUCAUUGUAGUGGUUGGAAUGGGGGGGAUGGGUAAAACCUAUCUUCUUCAGCAUGUCUACGACGCGGAAAAGGGAAGGUAUGAGAAAUCUGCAUGGCUUUCAGUUUCUCAGUUCUAUUCUGUUUCCAAGUUGCUCAGUGACUUGGCCUUUAAAUUAGAUGAAAAUUUAAGUAGGAGAAUUAAGGAGAGUGGAGUAAGUGAUGAAGUAGCAGCAGAGGAGAUUCAUAGCUUUAUCCAAGGGAAGAGGUGCCUUAUUGUUUUAGAUGAUGUUUGGAGGGCUACCAGAGAAGGUGAUUUGCUAAAGAAACUUGGCAUACCAACUGGAGAUACAAGCCAAUGCCAAAUUUUGGUUAGCACAAGAAACAGAGAGGUCGCUGUAAAUCUCAGUGCUGAGAUAUAUCAUAUGGAAUAUUUGACAGAUGAAGAGAGUUGGAGUCUGUUUUGUGCUCAUGCAUUUCCUAGGAGUGAGGAAAAUAGAGCGCCGGGGUACCUGGAGAAGGUCGCUCGUGAUAUAGAGAAGGAAUGUGGGAAAUUGCCACUUGCAAUCAAAACCACAGCAGCAUCUCUGGCGAGCACCACACUGCCAAGGGACUGGCACUUCAAGCUCGACAAGCUGAAAAAGGUAAGCACUCCAAGCGAUCCUGUCUUAGAUAUUCUCAAGUUGAGUUACGACACACUGCCUGCACAUUUAAAGGCUUGUUUUGCUUAUUUUUCCUUCUUUCCUGAGGAUGAGCAAAUAGAGUGCCAGUAUCUCAUGUAUCUAUGGAAGGGAGAAGGAUUCAUUCCGGCAGGAGAGAAACCAUGGGAUUGUUUGGAGCAGCUUGCCAAUCUCUGUCUGGUUGAAUUAUGGGAAGAUGAAUAUCUAGAUAAAUACUGUAAAAUUCAUGAUUUAUUGCUUGAUCUGAUCAUACUUAUAUGCAGAGAAAAUAAAUGUGCAUUCAGUGUAGAGGAUGCCUUCCCCAAAUUGAAAUCAGAGAAUACAGAUGGUGGUCGGUGGUGUCGCCUAUUUUUGGCUAAGAAAGAUAUUGAUGAGCAUGCCAUUUCAAAGAUGCAGCCUGGUUCUCCCAUGCUCGUUCGCACACUAUCACUGUCCUCCAAUUCUGUAAUUGGAGGAUACAUUCCGGCAAUGUUGUUUAGCGGUAUGAGAGUUCUGCGGGUUCUGGAUUUGAGCCACACAAAUAUCUCUACAUUGCCUGCUUGCGUGGGAAAGAUGAAACUUCUAAAAGUGUUGAAUUUAAGAUAUACAAAGAUUAGGAAGAUACCGGAGUGUGUGAGACGUCUUAAGAGUCUCUCUUAUCUUGAUGUCUAUAAAUGUGAAUUCAACCAGGCACCGGAAUGGAUAAGUGAACUGAGGUGUCUUCAGCAUUUGAAAGGCUCGUUUGAGCGAAUGCCGAAGGGAAUAUCAAAGUUAGAGUAUUUGGAAACACUGCAAACACCAUCACUUUCCUUGUCCAUGGAAGAAGACGGUGUGUUAAGGUUAGAGGAUGUUGGGAAGAUGAGUGAGCUUGAGGAAAUAGCGUUUAAUGUUGAGGAUGAAUCGCAGUUGAACGGGAUGGACGAAGGGAUCCUUGAGCCGUUGGUGAAGAUGCAUCGGCUGAAAGUCAACAAUGCAAUCCAUGGAAUGCAAGAUGAUUUUUUUCAUCCGCGGUUUCCGGAGAGAAUGAGUGUAAUGAGAGAUUUGGAACAUCUUAGACUAUGGAAGUUUGCUGUGCCAAGUUGGAUAUGUUGUUUGACAAAUCUCAGGUACCUUUUUUUAUUGAGUUGUCAUUGCAGUAAUUACCCGGAAUUACAAGCACUGCCCAAUCUAGUCAGUUUGAGGUUGAUAGUCAACAAUAACUGCAGAGAAUUGCCAAAGGCAUUUGGAAAGUCGGGCGGGUUUCCAAACCUCCGCUUCCUUAGGAUAACUGACUUCCCUGAAUUGGAGGAGUUUCCAGAAAUGGAGGAUGGAGCCAUGGCAUCCCUUGAGAAGUUGACUUUGUCUGAUUGUAGCAACUUAAAUAAAGUUGGAGAGGGAUUGGAGCAACUGAAAAGAGUCAAGGAGAUCAAUAUUCAAUCCUCCGGAACAAAUGAAUUGAGGGAGAGGUUGAGGGAAGAUGGAAGAUUUUGGAAAAAAAUCAAAGCCAUUAAUCCCUACCUAAAUAUUAACUUAUUUUUAUGA